Molecule: messenger RNA, 2267 nt
Organism: Mercurialis annua (annual mercury)
Lineage: Eukaryota; Viridiplantae; Streptophyta; Magnoliopsida; Malpighiales; Euphorbiaceae
Product: transcription factor IIIB 60 kDa subunit-like
Exons: 19
Coding region: 211-2037 (608 amino acids)
Biological process (GO): transcription by RNA polymerase III; transcription preinitiation complex assembly; DNA-templated transcription initiation
Cellular component (GO): nucleus; transcription factor TFIIIB complex; transcription preinitiation complex
Molecular function (GO): RNA polymerase III general transcription initiation factor activity; TBP-class protein binding; RNA polymerase III type 3 promoter sequence-specific DNA binding
Source: RefSeq, a predicted model, not a curated record
UUUUAAUGACGGGUGGGGAAGCAGUUACGUCUCUCUAUUAAAACGACUUAUUUUCAAAAAAAUAUAUAAAUUAAUAGGACAUAAAGGCGGGAGAUGUUUUAAUUCCGUGAUUCUCAAUUUUCUUAUACUUUCCAAAAUCAAAUCAAAAUUCUCAAAUCCUUAAGCCCUAAACCCUAAUUUCACUCUCUCUAUUAUCCUGCUUGCAAAAAUAUGGUGUUUUGUAAAUCAUGUCAUGAAGAUGCUCCUGGAUUUCGAGACACUACUGGCAUCUUAUCAUGCGGUAGAUGUGGCAGAGUUUUUAAAUUUGAUAAUUAUUCCGAGGAACCUACAUUUGGGAAAGAUAAAUUCGGCCAGAUCUCGGUGGGAACACAAAGGGUGCCGAGUAUUGAAACUGAAAACUUUUCAAGGCAGAGGUUAUAUGACAGAGCUUAUGAUGAUAUGAAAGACAUAAAAAAUGGAUUGGAAAUGGGUGAGAAUGUUGCUAUCGUUGACGAAGCUAUGGUGUAUUAUCGGAUAGCGGUUGAGCGAAAUUUCACCAAGGGGCGUAGAACAGAACAAGUGCAGGCUGCUUGUCUUUACAUUGCAUGUCGGGAGAACAGAAAGCCAUAUCUUCUCAUCGACUUUUCAAAUUUCUUGAGAAUUAAUAUUUAUGUGCUAGGUGCUGUUUUCUUACAGCUUUGCAAAGUUUUGAAUCUUACAGAGCAUCCCAUUUGCCAGAAACUUCUUGAUCCAUCCAUUUUCAUUCAUAAAUAUACUGCCAGUCUAUCGGGAGGCAAAAAUAAGGAUAUUUCUGAUGCAGCACUCACCAUUAUAGCUAGCAUGAAUCGUGAUUGGAUUCAGACGGGGAGAAGGCCCAGUGGGUUAUGGGGUGCAGCGUUAUAUAUAGCUGCACUUUCACAUGGUCUAACUUGUACUAAAUUAGACAUUUUAGAACGGGUCCAUGUUUGUGAAGCGACACUCUCAAAGCGUUUGAUAGAAUUUGAGAAUACAGAGUCUGGGAGCUUAACGAUGGAAGAAAUUAUUGCAAAGGCAGAAGAGCUUAGGGAAAAUUCAACAGAUCUGUCAAGUUCUAUGUUGAAGCCAUCAAACUCGAAAGGGCUACUUUGUCAACACAAGGGUACGAAGAGAGCUCCUUUGGCCUGUGGACUUUGUCAUGAGUGUUAUGAGUAUUUCAUAGGAUUUGAUGGUGGAUCAGAUCCUCCAGCUUUCCAGCUUGCUGAGAGGAAAAGGAAGGAUAAUCUAUCUGCUAUAAACAAUGAUCAUGUCUCAAAUUCACUCGAUAAAGAGUUGCACAGCCAGCAUAUUGAUAUAGAUGAAAGACUGCCAUUGAAAGAGCCAGCAGGCGUAGGUGAAGCUGCUCAGCGUUUUCCUACUGAUGAUGUUGAUUAUGGCAGAUUGCAUGAAGAUAUGAGUUCCAAAGCUCUCGAUGAAUCCGGCAACUUUUCUGAUAUUGAUGACGCGGAGGUUGAUGGCUACCUUCACAAUGAGGAGGAGGUUCAGUUCAAAAGGAUCAUUUGGGAAGAAAUGAAUCGGGAGUAUCUUGAGGAACAGGCAGCUAAAGAAGCAGUCGCAGCAGCUGCUAAGGAAGCUUGGGAGGCAAAAUUCAAGGACUGCCCAGAGAAAAUGCAAGCUGCAAGGGAGCUCGAAGCUGCUGUUGCUGAUGCUGUGGCUAAAACUAAAAAGGAAAGGCAACAAAAGCGUGCUGCAGAAGCAAAAAACUCAGUUCCUCCAGAGUCUGCUUCAGAAGCUGCUCGUCAAAUGCUGACAAAGAAGAGACUCAGUUCGAAAAUCAACUAUGACGCAUUGGAGAAACUCUUUGAUGAACGCGGCCCUGAAGAUGCAAAGAAACAACGAACUGAAUCACAUACUGAUGCUGAUGCUGAUGACAAACUUCUUGAAACAGAAGACAAAUAUUAUGAUUUGGGGCGAGAUGAUCAUAAUGAAAAUGAGGAUGCUGAAACAUAUAAUAAUAAUAACAAUUUUGAUUAUAGUUAUGAUUUUCAGGACGCCGAUGAUUACAGUUUUGAUGACACGUAGCCGGGCCAUACAGUUAAGUCUCUUGUUAUUCUUUUAAAUUUUCUUAAUAAAAAGCUGGGGAGAAGAGGAGCACAUUGUUUGAAAAUAUUAUUUCAUUUAUUUAGUUACUCUUAAGAAACUGCUGUUACUUUUAUAAACAUUUAUUUCAUAUGUCUAGUUACUCUUAAUAAACUGCUGUUAUUUUUAUAAACAUUUACAUCAAUAAUGCUCUUGGUAGCUAUUUUGAGCUA